Messenger RNA from Tachysurus fulvidraco (yellow catfish), 4724 nucleotides. RefSeq names its product transcription factor EB (gene tfeb). Bases 576 to 2054 code for a protein of 492 amino acids. Gene Ontology annotation, molecular function: protein dimerization activity; RNA polymerase II cis-regulatory region sequence-specific DNA binding; DNA-binding transcription factor activity, RNA polymerase II-specific. Gene Ontology annotation, cellular component: nucleus. Gene Ontology annotation, biological process: regulation of transcription by RNA polymerase II; humoral immune response; positive regulation of DNA-templated transcription. The transcript is spliced from 9 exons. The record is from RefSeq and is a predicted model, not a curated record. NCBI's taxonomy places the organism in Eukaryota, Metazoa, Chordata, Actinopteri, Siluriformes, Bagridae.
AGGAGUGUUUCACUGUUUAAACAAAAAGCCUUCACAGGAAUGUAAACAGACAUAAUAAAUAAUUGUGAAAUCUCAUUUAAACUUAAGGUGAUUCAUUCCUGGUUAUUUGGCAGAUAUAUUUUUUUUAUCAUUUAUUUGUUUUAUAAUUAAUUUUUAUUGGUGUUCAUUAUGGAAGGCAGCAUUUGAGAAAGAAAAAAAACAUAUUUAAUCAAGCAUGAUGUUUAUGUAAAUGAAUAGCGCAUGCAAGCCUUCUGUGCUCGAAGCUGAUUGGUCAGCACAGCUGUCACUUUCACGCGCCUACAGGUGACCGACCUACGAAAACAAAAAGCGGGCCGCUGAAGCGGUAUGACGACGUGAAAUACAAAAAAAAGUCACACAGGGGACACUUUUCUACCAGUUUCACUUCCAGAAACCGGAGGAGGAAGCGAUACUAGAGCGCGGCUCCGACACCGUCACCGAGCUGCGCGUCUGCAACAGCCGGGUUUUAACUUUGUACUUUCUGACCUUCAGCGGCUAUCACACCAUCUUUCGGGCUGGACUGUGCGGCAGCUGCUCGGCCCCCACGCCCCCCUGCCAUGGUGUCUCGCGUAGGCAUGCGCCAGCUGCUCAUGCGCGAACAAUUGCAGCAGGAGGAGCAGCGGGAACGUCAGCGUCACCUGCAUCAAAUGCAACAGCAGGUGUCCGGAUCUGCUCCCACACCCGCCAUCAAUGCACCUGUGCACUUCCCAGCACCAAUGCAGGUGCCUGUCGAGGUGCUGAAGGUACAAACACAUCUGGAGAACCCCACUGACUACCACAUCCGCCAGUCUCAGAAGCAGCAGGUGAAGGAGUACCUGCAUAGUACAUUCGCCCCCAAGCAAGCUGUCCAUGCUGCAGCUGGGAUAGUCCACCCCUCUUCACCCAGCAUGGUGCAGUGCCAGUCAGCCGGUGCUGUGCAACCCUUGCCGUCACCAUGUGCGUCACAGCUUGUCACCCCCACAGGGAACAGCGCCCCCAACAGUCCUAUGGCUAUGCUGAACAUCAGCUGCAGCCAUGAGAAAGAGCAGAUGGAGGAAGUUAUUGAGGACAUCAUAAGCAUGCAGUCCAGCUACGACCCUGUGGUACAGAUGCCAAACACACUGCCUCUGUCCAGCAGCCAUUUGGACGUGUACACUGGACCUGGCAUGGCAGGUCCUGCCAUCGGCAUGACUAGCAACUCCUGCCCUGCCAACCUACAUCACAAAAGAGAGAUAUCAGAUGCUGAAGCUCGUGCAAUGGCCAAGGAGAGACAGAAAAAAGACAACCACAACCUGAUUGAAAGGAGAAGGAGGUUCAAUAUUAAUGACCGCAUCAAAGAGCUGGGCACCAUGAUUCCUAAAACGAAUGACCUGGAUGUUCGUUGGAACAAGGGAACUAUUCUCCGGGCUUCAGUAGAGUACAUUAAACGGAUGCAGAAGGACAUGCAGAGAACCAGGGAAGUGGAGAGCAACUUCAAGAGGAUGGAGGUGGUCAAUAAGCAGUUGUGGCUCCGUAUCCAGGAGCUGGAGAUGCAAGCCCAAAUGCACGGUCUGCCUAGCAAUUCACCCUCAGGCAUGAACAACAUUGAAACCAUGAACCAGUUUGUGAAGCAGGAGAACAGCCCUGAUGAUCUUCACCACCAGCGACCUCCUCCUAAUCAGCCCCCUCAACUCCACUCCCAGCCCCAGCAGCUUCACCCUCAGCAGCUCCACCCUCAACAGCUCCACCCCCAGGUUUCUCAGCUCCACCCCCAGCCACCGCUGCAGUACUCGGCCGUAGGCAGCACACAGCAUUUUGACUUCAGCCAUGCACUGGACCUGUGCGAUGGCAGCAUACCAGGUUAUGCUGAUGGCAUGGGGUGCCUGGGAGAUUUGAGCUCUAUAGGGGGCACAGCUGGUAGCACUAUGGUUCACGCAGGCAAGAACGAGAUGUCCUGGAUGGAUGAGGGGCUAUCGCCGCUGGGCACAGACCCACUGCUCUCUGCCAUGUCGCCCGAAGCAUCUGUGGACAGCAGCCGCCGUAGCAGCUUCAGCAUAGACGACUCGGACAUACUGUGAAAUGGCUACAGCAGGAAUAUUAACACAUACAAACACCAGUUUUAUUAAAACAAAAAGGGCAACUUUUUAUGUCUUCAAGAUCAUUUUGGAGGAUAUCUCUAUAUUAUCAGCAGUCAACAAAACCUUUAUUACCUUAGAUAUGAUUUGAUACACUGCCAUACAUAGCCAUAUACUGGUAAAAAAAAAAAAACAUACAUACACUAAAUCUGGUACUUACAUUUCUUAUGUAUAUAUACAUCCAAAAAAUCCAAGUAAAAUACAUACCAGUGCUACAACACAAAUCCAAAAGGCCAUUUUAUUCAGAAGGAAACAUUUAAGCAUUUGUUGGUGAUAAAACAAGUAGCGAGCAAUGUUUAGUUCUCACUCCAAACAUAUAGCUUUAAUCAGUGCCUUCAGCAUUAAACCAACAGAAGAAGGAAGAGGAUCAUAGACUGAUAAUAGAUUGAUAUAGAAAUGCAUACAGUAUGUUUUUUUAAUUAAAUAUUAUCGUUGAAUGGCAGCUUUUUCUCAGGCAUUUGGGAAAAAAACUCAUCAGGGAGAUCAUCCCAAACAAAAAGGAUCUAAAGUAAUCCUUUAUUUGAAGAUCCCUUUUUGAAGGCAUUCAGUAAUCCUGUAUAGACGUUUAUUUGAUUUUUUGUUUUAUGUAUAAUUUGACCUAAUAAAGAUGUCUAUAUAAGUGUAAAUACGUGGGUUAAUGGUAGCUCCGAGGUUAAGGUUCUUGCGCUAGUGUCCAUAAGCCACAAAAAGUGCCUGUAGCUGAACAAGUCCCUUAUCAUCAACCCAUCAUUGUAGAUUAGAUUCUGCUGCAUCCCUUAGGUUUUUUUUUAGGAACUGUACCUAAAGUAUUGACUUAUUGACUUUCAAGGUGGAUUCUUAAAGUAAUAAGUAAAACUUAAGAACAUAAUAGUGUAAUAAAUGGGCUUGGUUUUAAUAUUUGUGCCAUAUGCAUUAGGUGAUUAGUGUAGUAGGAUGAUCAAGGUGCUAGAAAAAACAUGCAGGUGGCACAGACUAUGAAGCUAGCCUGUUAAUCCAGAAAGUGUACUUCCUCAGCAAGGUAAAACAUCCCCCAUGAUGAGUGUUCACCACUCAUUCAUAUUGACCCAGGUCAUUUUUGCAGUUUUCAUUUAAAAGUAACACGGCUACAAUAUCUUUAUCUGAGCUAUUAGCAAUAGAAACAAUAAUCACACACGUGGUCCUCAUUCAUACACUCCUUACAGCAGCAUGCGCAUGUGUGUGUGCAUGUGUGUGCGCACUGUAAAUAAAUAUGGAGAGUGAUGGACUCAGUAAUCUGUUUUUUUUUUUGUUUAUGAAUAAGUCAUUUUUAUCUCUUUUCUUUUACCUUGUUAUUCAGGUUAAAAUGACCCCUUUUUUGAUAUAUAAAUAUAUAUGAGACGUUAUAUAAGAAAGAAUAUAUAUAAGACCUUUCAGAUUAUUUUUUAUGUUUAUUAGCGAAAUGAAAGCAUACAUAAAGUUUCAUGUUGAAAAGAUUAAAAUGUGAUUCGGGUCAUUUUACCCUGAACAGAACAUGAGGUUUAAGCUCCUCAUUGCUAUGUGCACUUCCUCUCUGGCCCAGGGCAAGGAUCUCAUGUGCAAUUACAGCUAGGAAAUUUAAAAAAAAAAAAAACAAACAACAUUAUAUAGAGUGAGUUUUUUUUUUUUUAAGAAUAAGAGAAAUAGCCUUUGCAAUGUUUUCUUUUCUUUUCUCUCUCCCAAAGCACUGAAGGAAAAUUAUGAUUCAAUGGCUUUAUAAGAGAUGAUUUAAAAAUAUAUAUACAUAUAUAAAGAUUUUAUAUGCCACUAAGCCACUUAAGUGUAUUUUUAUCUUAUGUAACUUUUUUUAUUUGGUCUUCCAAAAAUGACCUUUGCUAUCAGAUUGCAGAGCCAUUUAAAUAUGAAAAUAUUUAAACCACUAGCCUUAUUGUACAUGGCAAGCAGAGCCGUGUUGUUAUUAUUAUUAUUUUUUAUGUUAGAAUUUAUCAGGCUUUUAAGAACAUAAAAAAGAACAUGUAUCAUGUUUUUAUAUUGAUUUGAUUUUUUUUAACAUAGUUAUUCAAAAAAAUAUAGAAUGAGUGAUGAUUCUGUAAUUUUAUCAGUUUGGAUUAAAACUUUGUGAAUGUGAAUUUUUCCUGUUGUACAGUUAAAUAGUUGAAAUAUUAGUUUUAAGCAAAGCAGCAUGAUUUUUUUUCUUCUUCCCAUGAUGCCUUCCUUUUCCUAAAACUAUACCCCUUUUACUGCCAUUAAAGACAACCUGCCUCAAAGUUUAAAUAGUUUUUACAGUGUUUCAGUGGCUCAGAGCUUUCUGACCUCCAUUUCCUUUGACUUCUAAAGUCCAAAAUUCCUCCAACGCCAGCAUUCAAGGACUUGUUCUGUUUCCUAUGCAAAUCUUUGACUUGGUAAACUGUAACAUUUAGAAUCAGUCUGAGCUGUUAUAGUGUUGGGGUUCUUUUAAUUUUGCUUAAAUGUACUAUUUUUUGUUAUGUUAUUUUCCAGGAAUGAUAAGGUUUGCUCUAAAUGAAGGAAUGAUAUCCUCUCAUCAGAUAACACAGGCAGAUUGUGAUUUAAAUGAUUGUUACUGUUUUAGUAAACACAUCCAAAAGCCUUUUGAAUUCAAUCUUGUAAAAUUUUAUGAAAGUCAAUGACAUCUAUUAUUAAAUGUAUUUAAGAUGAUUA